AUGUGUUUUAGUGCUUUAGUGAAAGUUGUGAUUUUUCUCACUUUUUUUCCUCAUCGUUCAGCAGGUACUGACUCCAUGCAGUUCUUUGUCACUGCAGUCAGAGAAGUUAGUUUUCCAGAAUUCACUAUUAAUGGUUUCCUGGAUGAAGAGCAGAUUUUGUACUAUGACAGCAUCAUGAGGGAGCUGAUCCCAAAGAAGGAGUGGAUGAAGAAGGUUGAUGCUGAUGCUCCAGGAUUUUGGAGCACAUACACACAGACUGCUCAGGGUAUUCAGGCGGACUUUAAAAACCGUAUGGGUAUAAUAAUGCAGCUCGCUAACAGCACUGCUUCUAACGGAGUUCACACAUAUCAGAACAUAUUCAGCUGUGAGCUUGAUGAUGAUGGAACUACUAGGGGACAAUACAAGUAUGCUUAUGAUGGAGAAGAUUUCAUCAGUCUGGAUUUGAAAACAGUCACCUUCACUGCAACUAAUCCUAAAGCUGUUGGUACCAAACAAGACUGGGAAUCUAGAGGUUUAGCUAGUCUCUUCAAGAGCUACCUGGAGAAGGACUGCAUCAAGUGGUUAAAGAAUUUUGUAUCGUAUGGCAGGGAGACUCUAGAGAGGAAAGAUCCUCCUGAGGUGUCAGUGUUCCACGAGCACCUCCCUUCUCCAGAGGUGGUGUGUCACGCUACAGGUUUCUUCCCCAGUGGACUGGUGAUGUUCUGGCAGAAGGACGGAGAGGAACUGCAUGAGGACGUGGAGAUCAGAGAGACUCUACCAAACCAGGAUGGAACCUUCCAGAAGAGAGCUGUUCUGAGAGUCUCACCUGAGGAGCUGAAGGAACAUGAAUACACCUGUGUGGUUCAGCACAGCAGCCUGGAGAAGGACUUAGUGCUGCCAGUUCCAGAUGGAGGAUCUCUUGGUGCUGGAGCGAUUGUUGGUAUAGUCUUGGCUGUUUUUGCUGGUGUUGCUCUUGUUGUUGCUGUUGGAGUUCUGAUCUGGAAGAAGAAGAAGCCUACUGUUAGAACCCGCAGCUCCUCCUUCAUCUCUACAAGCACCAACUCCAACACUUCUGAAGUUUCCUCUUCAUCAGAGUGAUCACAGUCCUGCUGGUGGAGAUGAUUCUGUGUUUAGGUGGAGGAACAUUUUAUUGUGAAACUGUUACUGGUGUACAAUUAUGAAUGAUUAUUGAGGGGUUUAACUGGUGUAAAAUGGGAGUACUGGGGAUUGUUAUUGGUGAUAAUGCUGUGACACUGUGCUUUUCUACAGAAAACAAGUUUUUAUCUUUAUGAAUAGUAGUGAUGGUGUCAAAGCAAGAGUUUUAGUUUAUAUUCAGAGAUUUUUUUAUGUUCAGCGACCACAUGUAUUAAACUGAUUACAGACCCCGCAUUAAAGUAAUCAUACCAGUAGUUCUGUUUGUGCACUUUAUGUGUUCAGUAAGGAACCAUGAAUAAAACACUACCUGUUCCUUUAUUAAUCAGUGUAAAUUAGUACAAAUAGAUGUGCAAAUAUUCACCUCCAUAUUUACUGUAUAUAAGAUUAAACACCCACAGUUAAGCUGUGUAUAGCACUGUGAUCAUGGGAUCAUGUUAUGAUGUGAUGGUUCUUUACUAUUAAACAAUUACAGUCCCUAAAAGAUUUUUCAAUAAAACACUAUAUCAGCUGUAA
Molecule: messenger RNA, 1647 nt
Organism: Trichomycterus rosablanca
Lineage: Eukaryota; Metazoa; Chordata; Actinopteri; Siluriformes; Trichomycteridae
Product: BOLA class I histocompatibility antigen, alpha chain BL3-7-like
Exons: 6
Coding region: 1-1077 (358 amino acids)
Biological process (GO): immune response
Cellular component (GO): external side of plasma membrane
Source: RefSeq, a predicted model, not a curated record